AUGGAGUUGGCAAUGCAGGCAACUGAACAGAUGGAGAACUUGCGAAAACUGUCUAAAUCAUUCCGACAACAGCUUAAAGAGGCCGGUUUCCCUGUUAGAACCGACAUCGACCAUCCCAUAGUAUCUGUUGUUGUCGGUGAGAUGGAGAGGGUGUACACCAUCACUAAGAAUGAGCUGGAAAGAAGAAUUCUGUGGUUGUCAGUCUGGCACAGUGUCACAUUUGGCCACAAUGUGCUCCUGGGUGAUGUUGUUUUGCCUCUUAAUAAACAGAACUUCAAUGACACCUCACCACAGUGGUUCCAGCUAUCAGGAGACCAUAUGGGUGCUGGGGAUCGAGACCAAGCCGUUACUAAUGAUACUGACCCUCACAGCAUCAAAACAAAGAGAGGGCAAGUUCUAAACCAGGCUGAUGUGGGCAACCAGUGGCAAAGGUCAACAUUAUUGGAGACAUCAUUACAGCCCAACUUUGACAACCAGCAGGAUGACUUCCAAUCCCAGACAACAAGAAAGACUGUUGUAUCAGACCAAUACCAACAAAACCAACCAUCAUCACAACCUACCUUUGGCAAGCAGUCGUUGCAACAAGGAAAUUUCCAAUCUCAGACACUGCCUGGUGAGUCAACAGGACCAAAUAUACCCCAUCAUCAACAAGGAGAAUCCCAGCAUAGCAGACUACCUCGGGGGCCAGUCACUGACCACCACCUGCAGGAACAAGGUGGUGACCACAUUCAAACAAGGAGGAAAUCAAGCCAUGACUUCCCACCUUUACACCCACAACAGGACCCUGUGGCUGCUGGUGAUCAAGACCAGGGGGUUACUGACCCUCAGGCCAUCAAAACAAUGGGAAACAAAGCUCUUAACCAGGCCCAUGGGGAUAACCAGUUAGAAAGGUUACCUACGGCAGUGACACAUGAGGUUGCUGGGGUUCUUAGACAGAUUCCUGCUAACACAGUGUGUUGUUAA
Molecule: messenger RNA, 963 nt
Organism: Lingula anatina
Lineage: Eukaryota; Metazoa; Brachiopoda; Lingulata; Lingulida; Lingulidae
Source: RefSeq, a predicted model, not a curated record